UAUCAUCGCUUUUCUUGGCAGUAUCGGCAGCGGUCAUGCACUUCAUUUGUUUUCUUCUGUGUACGUGUCUGACACACGGCGGCAUGUUCGACUCGGAGCAUCCUUUCUUUCCUCCUUCUCCUUCGAACCGCAUCCUCUGGUGGAAGACUCUCUCAGAAUCGCAUCUUUGGGUGAGGGAGGAUGAGGGAAGGGCUUUGGAUUUCUCAGCUGGGCGACAGCUGGAGCAUUCGCCGAAAUCUCAACCGGAACAGCCCGAGCCGAGGUCCAAGGGCCCGCCCAAGGAAACGAGGCAAAAAAACCCCGCAUCCGCGAAAUGAAAAGAAGCCACGCCUCGUCGCGGCACGUGUCUGGGUCGUCAAGGAACUGCUCGACAAGAGCUGCGUAUCAUGUAGACUUUGCGUUUAUGAGACGAGCCGGGGGAAGGGCCUCACGAUUCCAUCUUUCAGCAUUGGACGACAUCGAAUGGUUGCCUUGGAGCUCGGCUCGACUCGGCCCCGCUGUUGCGUCAGGCACGCACACAGAACAGAACGAAUGAGGCGGCGGCGGCGCGAGUUUCCCUUGGGUUGGGUUUUGUUCCUUUCUUCUGCUUCUUCUUCGUCUCUCAUUCAGUUCCGUCAUUCAUUCCUGCGCCUAAUUACCGCCGUGCUGGUGCUCUCUCUCUGCGUGUGUGUGUGUGUGUGCCAUUUUGACUUGCCUUUGUCUUUACUAUAUAUGUGUGCGUAUAUGUGCUGCUUCUGCUGGUGCUGCUGACUCUGCGGAGGGACCAGUCGGAGCACCCAUAGGCCGUCUUUGUUGGUAGUUGCCACUUUGCUGCUGCUGAAGACUCUGUAGAGAAGAGAGGGCAAG
Messenger RNA from Lasiosphaeria miniovina, 846 nucleotides. RefSeq lists its product as uncharacterized. The coding region runs from base 181 to 750 and encodes 189 amino acids. Lineage: Eukaryota; Fungi; Ascomycota; Sordariomycetes; Sordariales; Lasiosphaeriaceae. The transcript has a single exon. The record is from RefSeq and is a predicted model, not a curated record.